Oxyura jamaicensis (ruddy duck) is the source of this 1993-nucleotide messenger RNA. RefSeq names its product HEPACAM family member 2 (gene HEPACAM2). NCBI's taxonomy places the organism in Eukaryota, Metazoa, Chordata, Aves, Anseriformes, Anatidae. The coding region runs from base 63 to 1460 and encodes 465 amino acids. The transcript has 10 exons. The record is from RefSeq and is a predicted model, not a curated record.
GCAGCUGCUGGUCCAAGCUCUGAGUUAGCACUGAGAAGAAGGUGGUGUUUGUAUGGGGCAGGAUGCUUUCAUGGAGCCCUUUAGCCAACUUAUUUUGUGACUUACAGUGCAAAAUAUAUUUUCUGCUUGUAGGUAUUUGUUCUGCCUUGAAGCUGACAGUACCAUCUCAUACUAUCCACGGUAUUGAGGGGCAACCUCUCCAGCUUACUGUUGACUACAAUUUCAACACUACAGCCUGUGAAAUCCAAAUUAUUUGGCUGUUUGAGAGGCCUCAAAGUAAUCCAAAAUACUUGCUUGGCUCUGUAAACCAGACAGUAGUACCAGACUUGGAAUAUCGGCACAAGUUUACCCUCGUACCACCUAAUGCGUCUUUGAUGAUCAAUCCGUUACGUAUCAGUGAUGAGGGCAACUACAUUGUAAAAGUCAAUGUCCGUGGAAAUGGAACAAUAGCUGCCAGUGAAAAGAUUCAAGUAGCUGUUGAUGUUCCUGUCACGCAGCCGAUUGUGCAGACUGAGCCAUCUUCUGGGGUAGUGGAGUACGUGGGGAAUAUCACCUUAAAAUGUACCGUGGGAAAAGGCACGAGGGUAGUUUACCAGUGGAAGAAAAAUGGGAAGCCUCUCCAUGCUGGCCCUAACUAUAUCUUUUCAUCAAACAAUGCUACACUUCUAAUUGUUCCUGUUGUAAAAGAGGACAUUGGGAAUUACAGCUGUUUGGUAUCCAACCCUGUCAGUGCAAUGGAAAGUGAGCAAAUUGCACCAACCAUAUAUUAUGGACCUUAUGGACUCAGAGUUAAGUCAGACAAAGGUAUGAAUGUAGGGGCAGUGUUCACAGUUGACAUAGGGGAAGCUAUCCUGUUUGACUGCUCAGCAGACUCAAAUCCACCAAAUACUUACUCAUGGAUUCAAAGGGAUGACAACACCACUCAGGUAAUCAAGUACGGACCCCACCUGGAAGUGGUAUCUGAUAAAGUGUCCCAGAAGACAAUAGAUUACAUGUGCCGUGCUUUCAACAACGUGACUGGAAAACGAGAUGAAACUCACUUCACAGUGAUCAUUACUUCUGCAGGAUUGGAAAAGCUGGCCCAGAAAGGAAAAUCUUUGUCAUCUCUUGCAGUAAUAACUGGAAUUUCAUUAUUUUUGAUCCUAGUUAUGGUCUUUGUGUUCAUAUGGAAAAGGUAUCAGCCACAUAAAGUGAUACGACAGAAGCUGCAGAGCAGGCCAGAGGCUGAUUACAGAAAGGCACAGACAUUUUCAGGACAUGAAAGUGCAUUGGAUGAUUUUGGGAUCUAUGAAUUUGUUGCUAUUCCUGAUCAUGCCAGUGGUUCUAGGGUUUCAAGUCAAUCUGUUCCUGGCUCAGCCACUGUCCCAGGCCAGGAUAUGCUUAGUACAGUUUAUGAAGUUAUUCAGAAUGUUCCCGAGCAGCAGCAGCAGCAGCAGGAGGACCAUCAACAAUGUAUAUGAAGAUGGAGGAACAGGAAACCAAAGCAUCUGAAAAUACAAAAUGGACUUAAUUUUCUUUGUUAUAUAUUGAAAAGAAGUGCCCACAACUCUAAAAAUAGCAAAGGCUUACAUCAGCUUUUCUUGAAAUAGCAGCUUAUCUUCAGACUUUGGGUGCUCUGAAUUGCCUUUUUUUUUUUUUUCUUUUACAUUUUUUCUUUUACUUCUGGUUAAGUCAUAGUUUCUUGAAAAGUAUGUCUCUUUUUCAUUCUUUAUAUUUUUUCCUUAUUUGUGGAUACAAAAAGUCGAACAGUUUAAAAAUUAUAGUAUAAAGCCUAUACAUUUUAUUUUAAUAGUGGGUGGGAGAGACAUAGAGGAAUCAGGCCCACAAUGCCUCCCAUGCUUGUUUUAUUAAAAAAAAAAAAAAAAAAAAUUGUAUGGAAGAUUUUCAUUGGGCUAGAUUUUACAGGAGAAGGUCUUCAUGAAAAGUAAUAGAUGCAAUAUGUCAGAUUGCAAAAGACAUUUGAAGUUUAAAAUAAAGUCAUUCUUUUAACUCU